This is a messenger RNA of Suncus etruscus (white-toothed pygmy shrew), 773 nucleotides long. It is a transcript of the gene GRPEL2, whose product is annotated as GrpE like 2, mitochondrial. The coding region runs from base 12 to 692 and encodes 226 amino acids. Gene Ontology annotation, cellular component: PAM complex, Tim23 associated import motor. Gene Ontology annotation, molecular function: protein-folding chaperone binding; adenyl-nucleotide exchange factor activity; protein homodimerization activity. The transcript has 4 exons. Gene Ontology annotation, biological process: protein folding; protein import into mitochondrial matrix. NCBI's taxonomy places the organism in Eukaryota, Metazoa, Chordata, Mammalia, Eulipotyphla, Soricidae. The record is from RefSeq and is a predicted model, not a curated record.
GGCUCGGGAACAUGGCUGCGCGGGCCCUGGGGGCGGCCCGGCGGCGGGUGCAGCGCCUCCUGAGCUCCGGGAGCAUCCCGUCCAGCUGCAGAGGACGGCUGCAUCCUUUCAGCACUGCCACCCAGAGAACCGCUGGUGAGGACUGCAGUUCUGAAGACCCUCCUGAUGGGCUUGGUCCCUCUCUAGCUGAUCAAGCCUUAAAACUAAAAGCGGUUAAGCUGGAGAAGGAAGUGCAGGAUUUAAUGAGGAAAUACCAAAGAGCUGUAGCUGAUGGUGAAAACAUAAGAAGGCGAACCCAGAGAUGUGUGGAGGAUGCCAAGAUAUUUGGAAUUCAGAGUUUCUGUAAGGACUUAGUGGAAGUGGCAGACAUCUUGGAGAAGACUGCAGAGUGCAUUUCUGAAGACACAGAGCCUGGGGACCAAAAGCUCACUCUGGAGAAGAUCUUCCAAGGGUUGUCACUUCUGGAAGCAAAGCUGAAAAGCGUAUUUGCCAAGCAUGGCCUAGAGAAGAUGGCACCUAUUGGCGACAAAUAUGACCCUCAUGAGCAUGAACUCAUCUCUCACGUGCCUGCUGGUGUUGGGGUACAGCCUGGCACAGUGGCCUUAGUCAGACAAGACGGCUACAAGCUUCAUGGCCGCACCAUUAGACUUGCCCAGGUAGAAGUGGCAGUAGAGGCUCAGAAGAGACUCUGAUUUGGCCAUCAAGAACUGCGAGCUUUUCCAGAGUACAGUCACCUCUGUUCCCUUUAUUUAUUAAACUAGGUUUGUAUUGUA